Messenger RNA from Vicugna pacos (alpaca), 12422 nucleotides. NCBI's taxonomy places the organism in Eukaryota, Metazoa, Chordata, Mammalia, Artiodactyla, Camelidae. The record is from RefSeq and is a predicted model, not a curated record.
UUCUCUAAUCAUUUGCUUCUUUUUGUAGGCUGGGUGAACUCAUGGGCAUGAUCCUUUUCUCUUGAGAAGCAAAACUAGCUCAAAAGAAAAAUGGCAUUUGUUGCAACACAAGGGGCCACAGUGGUGGACCAAACCACUCUGAUGAAAAAAUACCUUCAGUUUGUGGCAGCUCUCACGGAUGUAAAUACACCUGAUGAAACAAAGUUAAAAAUGAUGCAAGAAGUCAGUGAAAAUUUUGAGAAUGUAACGUCAUCUCCUCAGUAUUCCACAUUCCUGGAGCAUAUCAUCCCUCGAUUUCUUACAUUUCUUCAAGAUGGAGAAGUUCAGUUCCUUCAGGAGAAACCAGCCCAGCAACUGCGAAAGCUAGUUCUUGAAAUAAUUCAUAGAAUACCAACGAAUGAACAUCUUCGUCCUCAUACGAAAAAUGUUUUGUCUGUGAUGUUUCGCUUUCUGGAGACAGAAAAUGAAGAAAACGUUCUUAUUUGUCUACGAAUAAUUAUUGAACUACACAAACAAUUCAGGCCACCCAUCACGCAAGAAAUUCAUCAUUUUUUGGAUUUUGUGAAACAGAUUUACAAGGAGCUUCCGAAAGUAGUGAACCGCUACUUUGAGAACCCUCAGGUGAUCCCCGAGAACACAGUCCCACCCCCGGAAAUGGUCGGGAUGAUCACAACAAUCGCUGUGAAAGUCAGUCCUGAGCGGGAGGACAGCGAGACCAGAACGCAUUCCAUCAUUCCAAGAGGAUCUCUGUCUUUGAAAGUCUUGGCAGAAUUGCCCAUUAUUGUUGUUUUAAUGUAUCAGCUCUACAAACUGAAUAUCCACAAUGUUGUUGCUGAAUUUGUGCCCUUGAUCAUGAAUACCAUUGCAAUUCAGGUAUCUGCACAAGCCAGGCAACAUAAGCUUUACAACAAGGAGUUGUAUGCUGAUUUCAUUGCUGCUCAGAUUAAAACAUUGUCAUUUUUAGCUUACAUCAUCCGAAUUUACCAGGAUUUGGUGACUAAAUACUCCCAGCAAAUGGUGAAGGGAAUGUUGCAGUUACUCUCAAACUGCCCCGCAGAAACCGCGCACCUCAGGAAGGAGCUUCUGAUUGCGGCGAAGCACAUCCUCACCACCGAGCUGAGGAACCAGUUCAUUCCGUGCAUGGACAAGCUGUUUGAUGAAUCCAUACUAAUUGGUUCAGGAUAUACUGCUCGGGAGACUCUCAGGCCCCUCGCCUACAGCACGCUGGCCGACCUCGUGCACCACGUCCGUCAGCACCUGCCCCUCAGUGACCUGUCCCUCGCUGUCCAGCUCUUUGCCAAGAACAUUGAUGACGAGUCCCUGCCCAGCAGCAUCCAGACCAUGUCCUGCAAGCUGCUGCUGAACCUGGUGGACUGCAUCCGCUCCAAGAGCGAGCAGGAGAGCGGCAACGGGAGGGACGUGCUGAUGCGGAUGCUGGAGGUUUUUGUUCUCAAGUUCCACACCAUUGCGCGGUACCAGCUGUCUGCCAUUUUUAAGAAGUGCAAGCCCCAGUCGGAACUCGGAGCCGUGGAGGCAGCUCUGCCCGGGCCAGCCCCUGUGCCUCCCUUUGAGAAGCAAGGAGAAAAGGAUAAGGAGGACAAGCAGACGUUCCAGGUCACAGACUGCCGGAGUUUGGUGAAAACCUUGGUCUGUGGUGUCAAGACAAUCACGUGGGGCAUAACGUCCUGUAAAGCGCCUGGUGAAGCUCAGUUCAUUCCCAACAAGCAGUUACAGCCCAAAGAGACUCAGAUCUACAUAAAACUGGUGAAGUACGCGAUGCAGGCUUUAGAUAUCUAUCAGGUCCAGAUAGCAGGAAACGGACAGACAUACAUUCGAGUAGCAAACUGCCAGACCGUUCGAAUGAAGGAGGAGAAGGAGGUCUUGGAGCACUUUGCUGGUGUCUUCACAAUGAUGAAUCCCUUAACGUUCAAAGAAAUCUUCCAGACUACAGUCCCUUAUAUGGUGGAAAGAAUCUCAAAAAAUUAUGCUCUUCAGAUUGUUGCCAAUUCUUUCUUGGCAAAUCCUACUACCUCUGCUCUGUUCGCUACAAUUCUGGUGGAAUAUCUCCUGGACCGCUUGCCAGAAAUGGGCUCCAACGUGGAGCUGUCCAACCUGUACCUCAAGCUGUUUAAAUUGGUCUUUGGCUCCGUCUCCCUCUUCGCAGCAGAAAAUGAACAAAUGCUGAAGCCUCACCUGCACAAGAUUGUGAACAGCUCAAUGGAGCUGGCCCAGACUGCCAAAGAGCCCUAUAACUACUUCCUGCUGCUUCGGGCCCUGUUCCGCUCCAUCGGGGGAGGUAGCCAUGAUCUCCUGUAUCAGGAAUUUUUGCCUCUCCUACCAAACCUCCUGCAAGGGCUGAACAUGCUGCAGAGCGGCCUGCACAAGCAGCACAUGAAGGACCUCUUCGUGGAGCUGUGCCUCACCGUGCCCGUGCGGCUCAGCUCUCUCCUGCCCUACCUGCCCAUGUUAAUGGACCCCUUGGUGUCGGCUCUCAAUGGGUCCCAGACGUUGGUCAGCCAAGGCCUCAGGACUCUGGAGCUGUGUGUGGACAACCUGCAGCCCGACUUCCUCUACGACCACAUCCAGCCCGUGCGCGCAGAGCUCAUGCAGGCUUUAUGGCGCACGUUACGCAAUCCUGCUGACAGCAUUUCUCACGUGGCCUAUCGUGUCCUUGGUAAAUUUGGUGGCAGCAACAGGAAGAUGUUGAAGGAAUCCCAGAAGCUGCACUAUGUCGUGACUGAAGUUCAAGGCCCCAGUAUCACAGUGGAGUUUUCGGACUGUAAAGCAUCUCUCCAGCUCCCAAUGGAGAAGGCCAUCGAAACAGCCCUAGACUGCCUGAAGAGCGCCAACACUGAGCCCUAUUACCGGCGGCAGGCAUGGGAGGUGAUCAGGUGCUUCCUGGUGGCCAUGAUGAGCCUCGAGGACAACAAGCACGCGCUCUACCAGCUCCUGGCGCACCCCAACUUUACAGAAAAGACCAUCCCCAAUGUCAUCAUAUCGCACCGCUACAAAGCGCAAGACACGCCAGCUCGGAAGACAUUUGAGCAGGCUCUGACCGGGGCAUUCAUGUCUGCUGUCAUCAAGGAUCUCCGGCCCAGCGCCCUGCCCUUUGUGGCCAGCCUGAUUCGCCACUACACGAUGGUGGCGGUGGCCCAGCAAUGUGGUCCCUUCUUGCUCCCGUGCUACCAGGUGGGCAGCCAGCCCAGCACCGCCAUGUUUCACAGUGAAGAAAACGGGUCAAAAGGAAUGGACCCCCUGGUUCUCAUUGACGCCAUAGCCAUUUGUAUGGCGUACGAGGAAAAAGAACUUUGCAAGAUUGGGGAGGUGGCCCUGGCUGUCAUAUUCGACGUUGCAAGUAUCAUCCUGGGCUCAAAGGAGCGGGCCUGCCAGCUGCCCCUCUUCUCCUACAUCGUGGAGCGCCUGUGCGCCUGCUGCUACGAGCAGGCCUGGUACGCAAAGCUGGGGGGCGUAGUGUCCAUUAAGUUCCUCAUGGAGCGGCUGCCUCUCACUUGGGUCCUGCAGAACCAGCAGACGUUCCUCAAAGCGCUUCUCUUUGUCAUGAUGGACCUGACUGGAGAGGUUUCCAACGGGGCGGUCGCCAUGGCCAAGACCACCCUGGAGCAGCUUCUGAUGAGGUGCGCGACACCCCUGAAGGACGAGGAGAGAGCCGAGGAGAUCGUGGCGGCCCAGGAGAAGUCCUUCCACCACGUGACCCAUGACCUGGUUCGAGAAGUCACUUCUCCAAACUCCACCGUGAGAAAACAGGCUAUGCAUUCACUGCAGGUACUGGCCCAGGUCACCGGGAAGAGCGUCACAGUGAUCAUGGAACCCCACAAAGAGGUCCUCCAGGACAUGGUCCCACCUAAGAAGCACUUGCUCCGGCACCAGCCCGCCAAUGCUCAGAUUGGCCUGAUGGAGGGAAACACGUUCUGUACCACCCUGCAGCCCCGGCUCUUCACAAUGGACCUGAACGUGGUGGAGCAUAAGGUGUUCUACACAGAGCUCUUGAAUUUGUGCGAGGCUGAAGAUUCAGCUUUGACAAAGCUGCCCUGUUAUAAAAGCCUUCCGUCUCUUGUACCUUUACGAAUUGCAGCGUUAAAUGCGCUUGCUGCCUGCAAUUAUCUCCCUCAGUCCAGAGAGAAGAUCAUUGCUGCUCUCUUCAAAGCCCUUAAUUCAACCAACAGUGAGCUUCAGGAGGCCGGAGAAGCCUGUAUGAGAAAGUUUUUAGAAGGCGCUACCAUAGAAGUAGAUCAGAUCCACACGCACAUGCGGCCCCUGCUGAUGAUGCUGGGGGACUACCGUAGCUUGACGCUGAAUGUCGUGCACCGCCUGACCUCGGUGACCAGGCUCUUCCCGAACUCCUUCAACGACAAGUUCUGUGAUCAGAUGAUGCAACAUCUGCGCAAGUGGAUGGAAGUGGUGGUCCUCACCCACAAAGGGGGCCAGAGGAGCGACGGAAACGAAAGCAUUUCAGAGUGCGGGAGAUGUUCCUUGUCUCCAUUCUGUCAGUUUGAGCCUGCCGUGGAAGGGGUAGAGGAAAUGAAAAUUUGUUCGGCAAUCAUAAACCUUUUUCAUCUGAUCCCAGCUGCCCCUCAGACUCUGGUCAAGCCUUUGUUAGAGGUUGUGAUGAAGACAGAGCGCGCUAUGCUGAUCGAGGCCGGCAGUCCAUUCAGAGAGCCUCUGAUCAAGUUCCUGACUCGCCACCCCUCGCAGACGGUGGAGCUGUUCAUGAUGGAAGCAACGCUCAAUGACCCCCAGUGGAGCCGGAUGUUCAUGAGUUUUUUAAAACACAAAGAUGCCAGACCCCUGCGAGAUGUGCUCGCGGCCAACCCCAACCGCUUCAUCACGCUGCUGCUGCCCGGGGGCACCCAGCCCGCUGUGCGCCCCGGCUCGCCCAGCACCAGCACCCUGCGCCUGGACCUGCAGUUCCAGGCCAUCAAGAUCAUCAGUAUUAUAGUUAAAAACGACGACUCGUGGCUGGCCAAUCAGCACUCUCUGGUGAGCCAGCUGAGACGCGUGUGGGUCAGUGACACCUUCCAGGAAAGACACCGGAAGGAGAACAUGGCUGCCACAAACUGGAAGGAGCCCAAGCUGCUGGCCUACUGUCUGCUCAAUUACUGCAAGAGGAACUAUGGGGACAUAGAGUUGCUGUUCCAGCUGCUCCGGGCCUUCACUGGUCGUUUCCUCUGCAACAUGACGUUCUUAAAAGAGUACAUGGAGGAGGAGAUUCCCAAAAAUUACAGCAUCGCUCAGAAGCGCGCCCUGUUUUUUCGCUUUGUGGACUUCAGUGACCCCAACUUUGGAGAUGAACUGAAAGCCAAGGUUCUGCAGCAUAUCUUGAAUCCUGCUUUCUUAUACAGCUUUGAGAAGGGGGAAGGAGAGCAGCUCUUAGGACCUCCCAACCCAGAGGGCGACAACCCGGAAAGUAUCACCAGUGUGUUUAUAACCAAGGUCCUGGACCCCGAGAAGCAGACGGACAUGCUGGACUCGCUGCGGAUCUACCUGCUGCAGUACGCCACGCUGCUGGUGGAGCACGCCCCGCACCACAUCCACGACAACAACAAGAACCGCAACAGCAAGCUGCGCCGCCUCAUGACCUUCGCGUGGCCCUGCCUGCUGUCCAAGGCCUGCGUGGACCCCGCCUGCAAGUACAGCGGACACUUGCUCCUGGCCCACAUCAUUGCCAAGUUUGCCAUACACAAGAAGAUUGUCCUGCAGGUUUUUCACAGCCUUCUCAAGGCCCAUGCAAUGGAAGCCCGAGCCAUUGUCAGACAGGCGAUGGCGAUCUUGACCCCGGCGGUGCCGGCCAGGAUGGAGGACGGGCACCAGAUGCUGACCCACUGGACAAGGAAGAUCAUUGUGGAGGAGGGGCACACGGUCCCUCAGCUGGUUCACAUUUUGCAUUUGAUAGUGCAGCAUUUUAAGGUGUACUACCCGGUGCGGCACCACCUGGUGCAGCACAUGGUCAGCGCCAUGCAGAGGCUGGGCUUCACGCCCAGCGUCACCAUAGAGCAGAGGAGGCUGGCCGUGGACCUGUCCGAGGUCGUCAUCAAGUGGGAACUGCAGAGGAUCAAGGACCAGCAGCCUGAUUCAGAUAUGGACCCAAAUUCAAGUGGAGAGGGAGUCAAUUCUGUCUCAUCUUCCAUUAAAAGAGGGCUGUCGGUGGAUUCUGCGCAGGAGGUGAAACGCUUCAGGACGGCCACAGGGGCCAUCAGCGCGGUGUUCGGGCGGAGCCAGUCCCUGCCAGGCGCAGACUCCCUUCUCGCCAAGCCCAUCGACAAGCAGCACACGGACACCGUGGUGAACUUCCUCAUCCGGGUGGCCUGUCAGGUUAAUGACAACACCAACACUGCGGGGUCUCCUGGGGAGGUGCUGUCCCGCCGGUGUGUGACUCUCCUAAAGACGGCCUUGCGACCGGACAUGUGGUCCAAGUCGGAGCUCAAACUGCAGUGGUUCGACAAGCUGCUGAUGAGCGUGGAGCAGCCUAAUCAAGUGAACUACGGAAACAUCUGCACGGGGCUGGAGGUGCUGAGCUUCCUGCUGACCGUUCUCCAGUCUCCAGCCAUCCUAAGUAGCUUCAAACCCCUGCAGCGUGGAAUCGCUGCCUGUAUGACGUGCGGAAACACCAAAGUCUUACGCGCCGUCCACAGCCUUCUCUCCCGCCUCAUGAGUAUUUUCCCAACCGAACCAAGCACAUCCAGUGUGGCCUCCAAGUAUGAGGAGCUGGAGUGUCUCUAUGCAGCGGUGGGGAAGGUUGUCUACGAAGGGCUCACCAGCUACGAGAAGGCUGCCAACGCAAACCCCUCCCAGCUCUUCGGGACCCUCAUGAUCCUCAAGUCCGCCUGCAGCAACAACCCGAGCUACAUAGACAGGCUGAUCUCGGUCUUCAUGCGCUCCCUGCAGAAGAUGGUCCGCGAGCACCUGAACCCACAGGCCGCCUCGGGAAGUGCUGAAGCCACCUCAGGGACCAGCGAGCUGGUGAUGCUGAGCCUGGAGCUGGUGAAAACGCGCCUGGCUGUGAUGAGCAUGGAGAUGCGGAAGAACUUCAUUCAGGCCGUCCUGACCUCCCUCAUCGAGAAAUCCCCCGACGCCAAAGUCCUCCGGGCCGUGGUUAAAAUCGUGGAAGAAUGGGUGAAAAAUAAUUCCCCGAUGGCAGCCAAUCAGACGCCUACACUCCGGGAGAAGUCCAUUUUGCUUGUGAAAAUGAUGACCUACAUAGAAAAACGUUUUCCAGAAGACCUUGAAUUAAAUGCCCAGUUUUUAGACCUCGUUAACUACGUCUACAGGGACGAGACGCUGUCUGGCAGUGAGCUGACUGCGAAACUGGAACCUGCCUUUCUCUCUGGGCUGCGUUGUGCACAGCCACUCAUCAGGGCCAAGUUUUUCGAGGUUUUCGACAACUCUAUGAAGCGGCGCGUCUACGAGCGCCUGCUCUACGUGACCUGUUCCCAGAAUUGGGAGGCCAUGGGGAACCACUUCUGGAUCAAGCAGUGCAUUGAGCUCCUCCUGGCUGUGUGUGAGAAGAGCACGCCCAUCGGCACCAGCUGCCAAGGGGCAAUGCUCCCGUCCAUCACCAACGUCAUCAACCUGGCCGACAGCCAUGACCGGGCGGCCUUCGCCAUGGUCACGCACGUCAAGCAGGAGCCCCGGGAGCGGGAGAGCAGCGAGUCCAAGGAGGAGGAUGUGGAGAUAGAUAUUGAACUAGCUCCUGGAGAUCAGACCAGCACGCCCAAGACCAAAGAACUCUCUGAAAAGGACAUUGGAAACCAGCUGCACAUGUUAACCAACCGACAUGACAAAUUCCUUGACACGCUCCGUGAAGUGAAGACCGGAGCGCUGCUCGGCGCCUUCGUCCAGCUGUGCCACAUUUCCACCACCCUGGCAGAAAAGACGUGGGUCCAGCUUUUUCCCAGAUUGUGGAAAAUUCUGUCUGACAGGCAGCAGCAUGCGCUGGCAGGGGAGAUCAGUCCGUUCCUGUGCAGCGGCAGUCACCAGGUGCAGCGGGAUUGUCAGCCCAGCGCUCUGAACUGCUUCGUGGAAGCCAUGUCCCAGUGUGUCCCCCCCAUUCCCAUCCGACCCUGCGUCCUGAAGUACUUGGGAAAAACCCACAACCUCUGGUUCCGGUCCACACUGAUGCUAGAGCACCAGGCCUUUGAAAAAGGUCUGAGCCUGCAGAUUAAGCCGAAGCAAACAACGGAGUUUUAUGAGCAGGAGAGCAUAACUCCACCUCAGCAGGAGAUCCUGGACUCCCUCGCCGAGCUGUACUCCUUGUUACAAGAGGAGGACAUGUGGGCGGGUCUGUGGCAGAAGCGCUGCAGGUACUCGGAGACGGCAACCGCCAUCGCCUAUGAGCAGCACGGCUUCUUCGAGCAGGCACAAGAAUCCUAUGAAAAGGCAAUGGAUAAAGCCAAAAAAGAACAUGAGAGGAGUAAUGCAUCUCCCGCUAUUUUCCCAGAGUACCAGCUUUGGGAGGACCACUGGAUUCGGUGCUCCAAGGAGCUGAACCAGUGGGAAGCCCUGACAGAAUACGGCCAGUCCAAAGGUCACAUCAACCCUUACCUCGUCCUGGAGUGUGCUUGGCGGGUGUCCAACUGGACGGCCAUGAAGGAGGCCUUGGUGCAGGUAGAAGUGAGUUGUCCAAAGGAGAUGGCUUGGAAGGUCAACAUGUACCGUGGGUACCUGGCUAUCUGCCACCCCGAGGAGCAGCAGCUCAGCUUCAUCGAGCGCCUGGUGGAAAUGGCCAGCAGCCUGGCCAUCCGCGAGUGGCGGCGGCUGCCCCACGUGGUGUCCCACGUGCACACGCCUCUUCUUCAGGCAGCGCAGCAGAUCAUUGAACUUCAGGAAGCUGCACAGAUAAACGCAGGCUUGCAGCCUAGCAACUUGGGGAGGAACAACAGCCUGCACGACAUGAAGACGGUGGUGAAGACCUGGAGGAACCGGCUGCCUAUCGUGUCGGACGACUUGUCCCACUGGAGCAGUGUCUUCAUGUGGAGGCAGCAUCAUUACCAGGCUAUUGUAACUGCGUAUGAAAAUAGUUCUCAGCAUGAUCCAAGCUCAAAUAACGCUAUGCUGGGGGUUCACGCAUCGGCUUCAGCAAUCAUCCAGUAUGGGAAAAUCGCCCGCAAGCAGGGACUGGUCAACGUGGCUCUGGAUAUAUUAAGUCGCAUUCAUACGAUUCCAACCGUUCCCAUUGUGGACUGCUUCCAGAAGAUUCGGCAGCAAGUCAAGUGCUACCUCCAGCUGGCAGGUGUCAUGGGGAAGAACGAGUGUAUGCAGGGCCUUGAAGUUAUUGAAUCUACAAACUUAAAAUACUUUACAAAAGAGAUGACAGCUGAAUUUUAUGCACUGAAGGGAAUGUUCUUGGCUCAGAUCAACAAGUCUGAGGAAGCAAACAAAGCCUUUUCUGCAGCUGUGCAGAUGCAUGACGUGCUGGUGAAGGCCUGGGCCAUGUGGGGCGACUACCUGGAGAACAUCUUUGUCAAGGAGCGGCAGCUGCAUCUCGGAGUGUCUGCCAUCACCUGUUACCUGCACGCCUGCCGGCAUCAAAAUGAGAGCAAAUCUAGAAAAUACUUAGCCAAGGUGCUGUGGCUUCUGAGUUUUGACGAUGACAAGAAUACCCUGGCGGAUGCUGUGGACAAGUACUGCAUUGGCGUGCCACCCAUCCAGUGGCUGGCCUGGAUCCCACAGCUGCUCACCUGUCUGGUCGGCUCCGAGGGGAAGCUGCUUUUGAACCUCAUUAGCCAGGUCGGACGAGUGUAUCCCCAGGCUGUCUACUUCCCCAUCCGGACCCUGUACCUGACCCUGAAGAUAGAGCAACGGGAACGCUACAAGAGCGAUUCUGGACAGCAGCAGCCAAGUUCAGUGGGUAACCAGUCCCAUUCUGCAUCAGAUCCAGGGCCCAUAAGAGCAACAGCCCCCAUGUGGCGCUGCAGCCGAAUCAUGCACAUGCAGCGGGAACUGCACCCGACCCUGCUGUCUUCCCUGGAAGGCAUCGUCGAUCAGAUGGUCUGGUUCAGAGAAAACUGGCACGAGGAGGUUCUCAGGCAGCUCCAGCAGGGCCUGGCAAAGUGCUACUCUGUUGCAUUUGAGAAAAGCGGAGCAGUGUCCGAUGCCAAAAUUACCCCCCACACCCUCAACUUCGUCAAGAAGCUGGUGAGCACAUUCGGGGUGGGCCUAGAGAAUGUGUCCAACGUCUCCACCAUGUUCUCCAGCGCAGCCUCUGAGUCCCUGGCCCGGCGGGCACAGGCCACUGCACAGGACCCUGUCUUCCAGAAGUUGAAGGGCCAGUUCACAACCGAUUUUGACUUCAGUGUUCCAGGGUCCAUGAAGCUUCAUAACCUUAUUUCUAAAUUGAAGAAAUGGAUCAAAAUCCUGGAGGCCAAAACCAAGCAGCUUCCAAAAUUCUUCCUCAUAGAAGAAAAGUGCCGGUUUUUGAGCAAUUUCUCGGCGCAGACCGCUGAGGUGGAAAUUCCUGGGGAGUUUCUGAUGCCGAAGCCGACACACUACUACAUCAAGAUUGCCCGGUUCAUGCCCCGGGUGGAGAUUGUGCAGAAGCACAACACAGCGGCCAGGAGGCUGUACAUCCGCGGCCACAACGGCAAGAUCUACCCGUACCUGGUCAUGAACGACGCCUGCCUGACGGAGUCGCGGCGGGAGGAGCGCGUGCUGCAGCUGCUCCGCCUGCUGAACCCCUGUUUGGAAAAGAGGAAGGAAACCACCAAGAGGCACUUAUUUUUCACAGUUCCACGCGUUGUGGCCGUGUCCCCGCAGAUGCGCCUGGUGGAGGACAACCCGUCCUCUCUCUCCCUGGUGGAGAUCUACAAGCAGCGCUGCGCCAAGAAGGGCAUCGAGCACGACAACCCCAUCUCCCGCUACUACGACCGGCUGGCCACCGUGCAGGCGCGCGGCACGCAAGCCAGCCACCAGGUACUUCGCGACAUCCUCAAGGAGGUCCAGAGUAACAUGGUGCCACGCAGCAUGCUGAAGGAGUGGGCUCUGCACACAUUCCCCAACGCCACGGACUACUGGACCUUCCGGAAGAUGUUCACCAUCCAGCUCGCGCUGAUUGGCUUUGCCGAGUUUGUCUUGCAUCUCAAUAGACUCAACCCCGAGAUGCUGCAGAUCGCUCAGGACACCGGCAAGCUGAACGUGGCAUACUUUCGAUUUGAUAUAAAUGAUGCAACUGGAGACUUGGACGCCAACCGCCCAGUCCCUUUCCGCCUCACACCCAACAUCUCUGAGUUCCUGACCACCGUCGGCGUCUCCGGCCCGUUGACAGCGUCCAUGAUCGCCGUCGCCCGGUGCUUCGCCCAGCCGAACUUCAAGGUGGAUGGCAUCCUGAAAACUGUGCUUCGGGACGAGAUCAUCGCUUGGCACAAAAAAACGCAGGAGGACACUUCAUCUCCUCUCUCGGCCGCCGGGCAGCCCGAGAACAUGGACAGCCAGCAGCUGGUCUCCCUGGUCCAGAAAGCCGUCACGGCCAUCAUGACACGCCUGCACAACCUCGCCCAGUUCGAAGGCGGGGAGAGCAAAGUGAACACCCUGGUGGCCGCUGCCAACAGCCUGGACAACCUGUGCCGCAUGGACCCCGCCUGGCACCCCUGGCUGUGAGCGCCCUCUGCCUCGCUCAGCCUCCUGCAGCUGCCCUGCCGUCGACUGGCUGCGUUAUUUCCCUGACGGUAUGUGCGCGAGAGGGUGAGUCUCAUUGCAGAGGGGCUGAGCUGUCACAGAGGCCAUGCGGUUAGACGUGGGAGCAGAGACUCAUCGGAGCUUUUAAGGUAACUUUGAAGAAACCAGGAUCCCCUGGUGUAGAAUUUCUCUGUGAAUUAUUUGCUGUUGUGUCCCUCCCUCCUCCAUGUGAGUGUACAGACUGAACUCUGGAAAACACUUCUGCACCGUCCGUCCGUCUGUUUUUAACUCUCAGAAGUUACACCUCCCAGGAGCUUCGUGCUUUUGUACAGAACUUUGUAACAAGUGUACAGAAAACCCACUUUGGUAGAGAAACAAGAAAUUAUGAACAAACUGUGCUGGAUUUCCUUUAAGCACAGACUUGUAUGCUGUGUGUAGCCAGCUGUGGGAGUGCCGAGCGUCGGGCGUGGAUGCUUAGGGCUCAGCCCCGCAGGCCGCGCUGCCCCCCGUGUCGGAGCUGGGUUCCACGGCAGGAGGUGGGCCCUGAGAGCUGGCGGUGAGCCUUAGUUUGCAGGCUGGCUCUCUGGGCGUCUCCUAGACGUUUACUAUCACUGUACCUGGAAACAAAAACAAGAAGACCACAUAUUUUCCUUUUUAAUUUAAAAAGAAGUAACGAAGGUUUGGUUGCUAAUUCCAGUCUGUUAUGUUCACAUUUUUAUAAAUACGAACAUUGAGGAUGUUCUAUCUAAAUUUGUACAGUGUGAUUUUUUUAGAAUAAAUAUUUUAUAAAAGGA